This is a messenger RNA of Vanessa atalanta (red admiral), 1038 nucleotides long. RefSeq names its product probable DNA-directed RNA polymerase III subunit RPC6 (gene Polr3F). Gene Ontology annotation, biological process: transcription by RNA polymerase III. Gene Ontology annotation, cellular component: RNA polymerase III complex. The transcript is spliced from 4 exons. The record is from RefSeq and is a predicted model, not a curated record. Bases 131 to 1024 code for a protein of 297 amino acids. NCBI's taxonomy places the organism in Eukaryota, Metazoa, Arthropoda, Insecta, Lepidoptera, Nymphalidae.
UACAAACAAAAAUCAAAAUCAAGACGAUCAGAACUCGAAAAAAUAAUGUUACGUCUUGAUCAAUAGAUAAGAUUUAUUAUAAAUGAAACCUAAUAACAAAAAAAUUGUUUAUCUAUCUGCUGUUUGAAAAAUGAGUGACAAAAGCGACGAUGUAAUAAGCGAAAAAAUACUCAAUGCUGCGAAGAACAACCCAAAAGGAAUAUCAGCCAAGGAUGUUGCAGCAGCAGUACCGGAACUGUCAUCGGCAGAGCUGGUUGCUGCAAUUAACAAGCUAUUACAGCAGGGACUUUUUGAUUUGUACAAUCAAGGCGGCUCUCUUUUAUAUAAGUUAAAAAAUCAAAAUACUAAAACGGCAAUUAAAGGAGCUGAUAAUGAAGAAAAAGUUGUAUUUAACCUUAUUGAAGAAGCUGGAAAUAAGGGUAUAUGGAUAAGAGACAUCAGACAUCGUUCAAAUCUUGCCAACACACAGCUUACUAAAGUAUUGAAGAGUCUGGAGGGCAAAAAAGUCAUUAAAGCUGUAAAAUGUGUCAAUGCAUCCAAAAAGAAGGUGUACAUGCUUUACAAUCUAGAACCAGAUCGUUCAAUAUCAGGUGGGGCUUGGUACCAAGAUCAGGACUUUGAGUCAGAAUUUGUUGAUAUCUUAAACCGACAAUGUUUGAGAUUUCUGCAACAAAGAGCAGACAAGAUAAAAAACAAUCCAAGGGGCCCUAUUGUAGGACGAACACAAUCAUUUGCUACAGCAGCUGAAGUGCAAAAAUAUAUAACUGAUCUAGGUAUAAGUAAAGUAAAGCUUGAAGUGGAAGAUGUUAUUACUAUUUUAAAUACACUUGUUUAUGAUGGAAAGGCUGAAAGUAAUGUUUAUCCAGAUGGUAGCAAGGUUUACAGAGCUAUAGAGUCCCUAAUACCACCUCCAGGACUAGUGCAAGUCCCAUGUGGAGUGUGUCCACUUGUAUAUAAAUGUUGUUCCACUGGCCUUAUUACUCCACAAGACUGUAAAUAUAUGAGUGCAUGGCUUGAUCAAUAAAAAUAUAUGCUUUU